Molecule: messenger RNA, 1338 nt
Organism: Culex pipiens pallens (northern house mosquito)
Lineage: Eukaryota; Metazoa; Arthropoda; Insecta; Diptera; Culicidae
Product: ankyrin repeat and KH domain-containing protein mask-like
Exons: 5
Coding region: 1-900 (299 amino acids)
Biological process (GO): innate immune response
Cellular component (GO): cytoplasm
Molecular function (GO): protein binding
Source: RefSeq, a predicted model, not a curated record
AUGCCCACGAAGAAAAAGAACCGGCUGGCCGGAGUACGACAGGCGCCGGUAGAUCAACAAAGUGCAGCCGCAGUGGCCGCCGUUCCCGGAGGAUACCAGUUUGAGGCUUUUCCCGCUCCGGCACCCAUUCAAAACACGGCUGGAAACGUCGUCCAGGAGCGUCAAAUUGACGUGGACUCGGAGACCGAUUCCAACCACGAUACCGCGUUGCCGCAGGCCUGUGCCGGUGGUAACGAAGAACUGGUGGAGUUGCUUAUCAGUCGCGGUACCAACAUCGAACACAAGGACAAGAAGGGUUUUACGCCGUUGAUCUUGGCCGCAACCGCAGGUCACGAGAAGGUGGUCGUCGAAACGCUGCUCCGACAUGGGGCGAAAAUGGAUCUCGACCUGGAAAAAAGCCGCGAAGAAAGUCGCAAAGCAUCGAAGGCGAAGUCAAACCGCCAACCGGACGACGACUCGGUCGAAGAAAUUGUCAACGUUCGACUGCCACAGACUAGCGGAAGAGGCAACUCAACCACCCCCGCAACAAACAAUCGCAUUCAUCCGAGAGAACCUCCACCAACAGCUUCAAUCGUCGUCCAGCAGCAGCAGGACAAAGAGGAAUUUGGAGAGUCCGGCAUCGACGCCAACAGCCAGGGCUCGUGCUCGAGCUCGGACGUCAAGUCCGCCAGCAGCCUGAUCGAGCAAAAGCGAAAGAACAACAAAAAGCGCAAACAACAACUCCAGCAAGCUCACCAACAACAACAACAAUCGCACGUCAGCUCGGCCGUCACGGCCAAGCAACUCCAGCAGCAGCAGUACGCGUGCGGACGCACGAUCAGGGCUGCCAGUGUCCACCUGAGGCAAGUGUUUUCGCGCCCGGUGUUGCUUCAAGGUCACAUCCGAACGCACACAGGUUAGAAGCCCCACCCUUUGCCCUCAAGUCCUACCAGUACAAGCACAAGGACUAGUCCUGUAUGAAGAAAUACCUCCGGAAAGCACCGGGUAAAAGCUAACAGGACAUUCGUUCAAGAAUGGCGCCGGAAGAUCGAAAAGGACCAGCACGGAUCAUCAUCGUUUUCGUCUUCCUUAACAUCUUUAUCCAGCAGUGAUGGCCAUUCCUUCCCGGGAUCAUAGAGGUCGACCGAAAAGCGUGCAUUUCUCGUUUGUGCACCCCGCCCCGACCAAAACCAAACUGCAAAAUCUGCUUAAGAAGCGACCUCGCCGUCUCCGCCAUCAGCAAGAGCCACCCACUUCCGCUCCGUACAUCAAGAAGUGGAAUUGGCAUCUCGGAGCACGUGAAGUGGACCUGGCCGUGGGUUAACGCUAGCGAAACUUCAAGCGCACAUGAAGCAGCAC